Cooperia oncophora is the source of this 654-nucleotide messenger RNA. Lineage: Eukaryota; Metazoa; Nematoda; Chromadorea; Rhabditida; Trichostrongylidae. The record is from the annotation of a GenBank genome assembly.
AUGAUGCGUUUUCUCGUUUUUGCUGCAACGACAGCUCUUGUACACGCCGUCCUACAGCCUCCCAUUGAAAACAAAAUUUUCCACAAAUACGAUGCUUCUCGCGACCAGACGCUCGAUGUGGCCGAAUUCGUACCACUUGUGUACGAAGUCAGCAGAAAGCCAAUUGAUACCGCUCAGGAGAUCUUCAAGCGCAUGGAUCUUAACCACGACGGAACUAUCGACACCAUGGAAGCGGCUACCGCAAGAAAAGAGCACGGCGCUGGGGUUAUCGAUAGCGUCCUGGCCGUUGCUGACGUAAAUGGCGAUGGACAACUCACGUUUGAAGAAUUCAAAGCUGAGCUGAACUACAACAAGCCAAAGAGUAGAGUUCAAGGAGACCAACAAGGAGAUGGCCUACCAAGUACUGCAACAGGGAUGGUAAACUAUCUGCACAAGAAAUUCGCGAGUUUGCUUCGGCGUACAAUAAGCUCACAACACCGUCCUGUACUAGUAUCAGAACUUCAGAGCCAAUUUCAGCUCUCCGAUUCCGAAAUCGCCCAUGUGGUAAGCAGUUUGGACGCUGACAAGGACGGCUUCCUAACGGUUCACGAGUUGGAACGAAUUCCUGGUAAAAUAGCCGACUUCGCCAACAUCCAGCCACCACCAACUGUGUAG